AUGGCUUUGUCUGCUGAUCUCGUUGCGGACAUCUCGUUCAAGCUGCAACAGGUGCAAGAAGGCGAUCGACUUGUAAAGACGGUGCAUGCGGCUAUCAGCCAGCUUGAGUCGCAGGGCCACGUCUACACGAUGCAGCUUCAACCGACCAUGGUCGGGAUCAGUUCCCAGAACCGCGACGGGAGCGGGAUUAAUCCCGUAGAUGUCCACGAUCUUCUGGGCGACAUAGUUCAAGCCGGCUGGCUUGAUGCCAGGGUCCAGGCCAUCGCCCAUGAGCCAACUGGGCAAGAGGACAUCGAUUGGAAUGUCCGUCUCUUCCAAAGCAUGCAUGAUCGCUGUGGGCCCCUGGAGCCCACGAUGAUCAAAGCACUCUCCCUGGCAGGGUCACACACAAACUCGGUCUUGCGGUGCUUCCACUAUGAGGUCAUGCAUGAAGGAGACGAGACCGUGUGUCAUGAUGGAAGACUCAGCAUGGAGCUGCUUCGGAAGCACGAUCCGGACUUCGCGAGGGCGGUUCGCGAAGGAGUCGUUUGGAAGAUCUUGUCAAAGCACGUCGCUGCCCAGCUGCCGCAGCUGUUGGGACUUGUCCAAAGGAUGGGAAACGCCACACAUCACCGUGGCGAACACGAGCUCCAACUGAUGAGACGGCUGCAUCAGACUUGGGUCCAGAUGAGCUCUCAGGGUUCUGUGGACUUCCUGGCACUGAAGAGCAAAGUCACCACGGGGAAGUCCGUGCAUGGCAAGUCCAUGCCGCAUCUUUACAGUUUCGUGUUGAAGACUGCGGGUGGCACAGAUCCGUUCUUGCUCAACGAGACUGAAACCUUCGUUAGGUUGCAUUCCCCCAGCACACGUUCAUUGGGACCUGGUUUCUGGGAGAAGGUCAGUGCCGAUGUCAAAGGUUCCAACCAAUUCCCACGGUUCCGGCAUGCCAUGGUGAAGCUUGCAUACUGCAAAGAAGCUGUGGGGUCUGCCGAGUGCAAGAAGAUGUUGCACAAGGAUUCAACGGCCUCUGUCAAGGAGGCAGACACCAUCAUGAGCACGUGGCGAAAGCUUGUGACGGCCCUGCCGGAUGGUGCAGAGCUUCUCAUGAAACCCGAAGUGCAGACCUGCUUGUCCUAUGGGGACAUGUCCUUGGCUGCCUUCACCCUGAAUGUGAUGUUGCCCGGUGAAGACUUGAAGAAGUAUAAGACAAGCCAAUCCCUCGCCCAUGACCUCGUCCUGAUUUUGGAAGGCAUCCUCAAAACAGACCUGAAUGGGCCCUGGGCGGCACACAAGGUCGCAGAUUCGGGUGAGGCAUCGGGUUCCAAACAGGUGGGAGCACCCAUGGCCAUCAUGAGGGAGCUGAGCUCCGACGGCUCGGUGAAGGAUUCAGCGGUGAUGAUGGCCGAGUCCGGCUUUUCAGUCGGCCAAUAUGUCCGUCGCAAGGCGGAUCAGGAAACUGGCCAGGUGACGGCGAUCGAGCUUGGCCGUGUCAAGCUGAAGCAGCCCUCGGGGUCCGUAGUGCGGGUGUCGAUCGACAGCUUUCUCGCAGGCCACUGGCAGGUCUACACACCCAAGCCGGAACCCCAGACGGUGGAUGACUUGUCAGUGUAUUCGCCUUUGAACUUCCCCGAAUACGAGCGACAGAUGCUGUUGGCAUGCUUGUACAUGGACAUGCAUGAGCUCAUGCAAAAGCACGACACGAAUCCCAUGCUGCAGAAGCUCAGGGUCACUUUGAAGCCUCGUAAGUCAGUCCAAGCCACGGCAUUCAUCCCGAAAAACAAGCUCAUCAUGGUCCCCAUGGGUUUGACGAUCAAGCACGGUCAGAAGAAGCCCGAGGAUGCGAUUUUCGAUAUCAUCACCCCCAUGAGUGACUACUUCUUCUGGAUUGUUUCGUUCAUUCAGAUUCCGAAAGCCGAAGGGGAUGCUGGCUUCAUCAAUCCUGCAUUCCUUGUGCAGCCGCUUCCCGUGAGUGACACUUGGAAUUGCGAGGUUUCGCAUGUCAAGUCCAAUCGAGACAAGAAGGUUCAACUCCCCAUCCUCAAGAACACCCUGGACCUGCAGCAGGACGAUGUGCUGUAUAUGCCAAAGGCCGAGAAGACUGUGCACGUCGAGGCCUUGCAGGUUGACACCCCGCCAAGGAAGCGAAUCUGCUCCAAGAAGCCGGGAGAAGAUGAGGAGAUGACCGCACCCACGGUGGUGACAAAACAGAUCGUCACAUACGGGUCAGGGCUCACUUGGAUCCCGGAACAAAAGACGGCCGAGGGAGUCACAUGGUUCAAAGUGAGCAAGUGGGAUCGAGGAUUGUUUCGGUUCGUGUACGGCAAGGGCUUGGAUCUGAGGAAGAAUACGGACAAUCAAAACUUGUCACUCGACACACCUUUCUUCGAGAACAUGUUGGCCCGUCGCCAAGAAGCAUUCAACGAGGCUAUCUCCGAAAGACUCAAGGAUGAAGAGAAUGACGAAGCCCCACAGCCGGAGAAGGCCCAGAAGAAGACCAAGAAAACCAAGGAGUUCAAAGCUACACAGAAGCAUGACAUUUAUGCACCCCACAGCAUUCAGAUUGACUUGCCCGGCGAGGCCGAGGAUGGCAACAAGGUCCAAUGCCGAACUUUGUUCGAGGGAGUGGGCACUCGGACUAUGUGGCUGGAACUGAAGGACGAUGUCGUGAAGCACAUCCAGACCAGCUUCAAGCAUUCUGAGGCCAAGCCACGAAAGACGAUCAAGCCUAAAAGGGCCAAGGACUCACCGCAAUGGUGGGCCUUUGAUCGGUGCGGGCUCCUGGAGGUGUUGCUGCCGAACGAGGACGCCACAUGGAGCACCAGCUCAGCCAUCCUCGGUUGGCACAAGCAGAAGAAGAAGUGGAGGAUCCUCGACAUGUUAGGUUGGCUGUGCCAGGAUUGGGAGGGCACGUGGUGCCCUGCUGAGCUUGUGCUCCAGGAGAUCGAUGCGACGGACUACGAGGAGCUGAAGAAGGAAAAGGAGCCGGAUCGGCCAAAGGAAGAAGACGGCGAGAUGGAGGAGGUCACAUGUGAGGAGCCCGACAAGAAGGACAGUGCUUGCAAGAAGCCGGCCGAGCCCAAGGAGCCGCCGCCGAAAUCCAAGAAGGGCAAAAUGCCAUGGAUCCCACCGCCACCCCCGGCUCCAGCCGCCAAGGCCUGGUGCUGGCCGGACAAGAACCAGGAGUCGGGGCCAGGGGGCGGCGAAUCUGGCAUGGUCUCGACACAGUCCGAAAGUGUGGCGAGGCUCAUCGACCACAUGCUGGACCAGGCUUUCGUGACAUUACAUGUGACAAGGCUGGUGGCCACGGCAAGUGAGCCGGUGGGCUGCCUGAAAUUGAUUUCCGGCAUGGCGACUUCGAAAGCCUUGGGCGACCAACUGCUCACCAUCUCCUCACUCGCAGAGACCAUGACAGACCAGACAACGAAAGACCGGAUGAUCGAGUCCUGUAUGGAGUCUGCCAAGAAGCAGAUUUCGGGUCUCCGGCUCACGGAUUCAGCAGAAGUCCAGACACUGUUCGCUAUGGUGCAGUCCUUGAACUUCAGCGAGAGUCAGAAGGACGAGCUGAUGCGGCAGAUCGGUGAUCGUUUCGUGGCAUGCAGCACACCCAAAUCACAGGGCAGCAAGAAGUCCAUGCAGACCAUGGACGACCCGGGAAGUUUCCUCCGGGCCUCGGAUGUGACCUUCAUCUCGAACCCAGACCACACCAUUAAGGCCAAGGCAAGUCGGAUGGCCAUGAUGUUUUGCAGCAUCAACUGCAGCUGCCCGACGGAUUUCAAAGCAGCCUUGAAGUCGCACUUCAAGUCCAAUCCCAGUGGGUCGACGAGCCAUGUGCACAACUUCACGACACCGGCAGAUCUACCCUCCGAUGUGUAUACGAGAGCAUAUGGUGACGAAGGGCCGUCCGGACAUGCCGGCCUGGGUGGCUCCAUCGGUCCAGUUCGAAAGUCUUCUGCGAUGUUGAAGAGCCAGAACAACCAGAAGGUUCCUACUCUAGACCUUCAGGUGCCUUCGCAGAACAACAUGGCGAAUAUGAUGAUGCAAGGGUUCCAGAGCAUGCAGCACAUGUUCAAUGUCUUCGCAGGUGCACAGCAGGCUGGCAUGUCCGGCCAGCAGAACAUCUUCAUGAACAACACCAAGACGAACCCGCCGAAGCAAACCCUCGCAAUCACGAAUGGACCCGAUGCAGCAUCGAGUCCAGCACGUGCAGAGCCGGAGCAAGCUCAGCCGCCUAUGACUCCGGAAGAGCAGGUGAACACCAUGCUCUCCAGCUGGAAGAAUCGUCAAGAGGAGAACAAGAAGAAAGCCGAGGAUGGCAAGGCUGGUGAUCCGGAGGGUGGCAGCGAGAAGGCCGAGGCGAAGGGCCAUCAGGAUGUGCAAAGUGCCGAUGGAAGCGAGGCUGCUGCCCUAGACCAAUUCCUGCAAAGCUUGGGCAUUGCCCGAAUCAUGACAUCCAGCUCCAGCUCCAAACCUUUGGCAAGCCUGGGGAGGAAGGUGUUUGUAUCACAACGAGGUCUGGAAUCCGUGCUCAGCGAUUUGAAGAAGACCGGUUUCCUCGCCGACGAUUUUGCUACCACCUCGCGAGCCUCGAUUAAGCGAGCGAGGGAUGGUGAAGAGAAGUCGUGGGAGAAUGCCUUUGGGCAGAUGAUCAUUAACAUGGACAUCCCACAUGAGAGCGAUGACACGAAAUUUGUAAGGGUUCCCUUCGUGCCACCUGUUGUGCUGCUGCAGCACUGCAUCGCCAACGAGCAUUACCAUGGACUGCUCAAAAAGUGUGGCCAGUCCAGCCCUGGAGACAAGCUGGGCAUCGCUAUAUAUGCUGAUGAAGUUAGUCCCGGCAAUCAGCUAAAACCGCUGAAUGCCAGGCAUGGUGUGGUGCUGCAGACAUCCACCACAGCAUUUCCCGUCUUUGCCGACCUCUCUGUUCUUAUAGCGGACGAGGCAGCCCUGAAACAAACAGCUGAAAGCAAAGGUGCCUCGGGCACAGUGUUUUGUAUGAGAUGUGCGAAUGUCGUUGCCCACCGAAGCGGGCUACAGGACCAUGGCGAUGUUCUCUCGUCGACAUGCACUGACUUCACGAAGUUUCGCUUGCACACGAACCGGUCGGUCGGUGAAAUCAUGAGGUACCUCUCUUCCCAACAUGGCACGGUUUCCCAGAAGGACUUCCAAACAAUGGAAAAAGCUUUGGGCUACAACUACAUGCCGGGAGGCCUCUUGAUGUCGAAUGUAGGACACAACAUUCCGGAGAUGAUCAUGUUCGAUUGGUUCCACAUUUACUUGGUCCACGGUGUGGCCGGUAACGAGGUUGGGGUGUUGCUAGGCCGCCUCCGAGACAGUGGCUUUCCCGAGCAACAGAUACACGACUUCGUGCAAUCCUUCCAUUGGCCGGUGCAAUUCGCUGGUGCGGAUGCCAAGUCAGUUCUCGCCAAAAAGCGAGAGGACAAGACUGCCCCGGUGAAAGCAGAAGCCUCCGAGCUCCUUAAUUUCCUGCCGGUCCUGCAGUUGUUCCUUAUCCUCUUCGUCUGGAGGGAUGCUGACGACUCCCUGAAGAGUUGCUGUCACGGAUUCUUCACCUUGUGCAAAAUCCUUCGCAUGCUGAGGAAAGCCACUCAGGGUGGCUUGGACCCUGCUGCCCUCAGGGGUGCCAUUAAGGAGCAUUGCGAACUAUACCUCGCCAACUACGGGGCAGAGUACUGGGUUCCGAAGAACCAUAUGACCAUGCACCUACCCGAAUUCUUGUCUCGUCACGGGCUGCUCCUUUCGUGCUUCGUGCACGAAAGGAAACACAAACUGGUCAAGAGGUUCGCAAACAACAUGAAGGACACCUCCAGAUCAUACGAAGCUACCGUCCUUCGCGAGACCCUUGCAGCUCAGUUCCUUGCGAUGCAGGACGAACUCCCUCAAGGGGAUGUGCGACUCAUCGGCAAGAGACGGUGCACAAAGGCAAUGGCCAGCCUGAUCCGGGAUGUGUUCGGCAACUCCGACGGUGUGUUUCAAGCACAGGCAGCAUUGCAUGGCGGAGGAUUCCGGUGCUCCCAUGGAGAUGUCGUCAGAGCCAAGCAUGCACAGGAACACGUUGUCGGCAUGAUUCACUUUCAUGUUGAAGUUGACGGCCUGCCUCUCACAUGCAUGAGUCCAUGGAGCCAUGUGGCCGAUCACAUGUACCGUGUGAAGCACGAAAGUUUCUUCAUCAACACGGCAUGCAUUUUUUCGGCUUGCAUCUGGUCUCGCAAGGGCGACGAUGCCAUCGUGUUGUUGGAGUGA
Messenger RNA from Symbiodinium sp. CCMP2592, 6240 nucleotides. NCBI's taxonomy places the organism in Eukaryota, Dinophyceae, Suessiales, Symbiodiniaceae. The record is from the annotation of a GenBank genome assembly.